This is a messenger RNA of Amborella trichopoda, 1036 nucleotides long. RefSeq lists its product as uncharacterized. The record is from RefSeq and is a predicted model, not a curated record. NCBI's taxonomy places the organism in Eukaryota, Viridiplantae, Streptophyta, Magnoliopsida, Amborellales, Amborellaceae. Gene Ontology annotation, cellular component: chloroplast.
CAUAUAAGAACUACAGCCUUAUCCAAAUGUCAUCUACUAGCUUACGCCCAUUUCAUGGGGACACUAUCUUCUUACCUACUGCAAUUGAGAAGGCUCACACCCAUUACUACUGCAAAACCCUUUCAAAAUUACUGUCAUGAGAGCCAGAAGCUUUUUCUAUCAGCAUUUAGGGAUUCAACUUUUGUAGCAAGACCCAAAUUUAGUGACCAAUUGCCUGAUACAGUUGCGGCGAGAGCGAGGAGGCAAUUGAGACCAGAUGAGAAUGAAGACGAAGACGAUUAUGGACAAAAUACAGAGAUUGGAAUGCUUGAAACUUACAGUGAGAGUGAGAGGAGUGAGGUCCUCUUGGUACGAGCUCUUGUAGAUGAUCAGGAAGAGGAAGUUUUAAUUUUCAAGGGUUUCUCAUCAUUAUUGUCAGGUAGGACUUCAUAUGAUCUAUCAAAAUGUGUUCUACCAGCUAGGGCCAUCAUAAAGUCUAUUGACAUAAUCAAGGGCCCUUUUGACCCAUCCAACAUUGAGUACUUGGAGAAAGAUUUGAAGUGGGAAGACUUCAAGCAUCGCCUCAAUUGCAAAUCCUAACAUAUCUGUCUUCCAAUUCAUCAAAAAAAACAUAUAUGUGUUUCAUCAGCAUGCACGCAUCAGCUGCCUCUAUCUCUCUCGCACACGCACGCACAUAAAUAAAUAUGCACUCAACAAGAUAAAAAUAAAAAGAAUAAAGAAAAUUUAUCAAAAUACUCAUGAGAGAUGAACUAUUUAACUUGAUGCCUACUUAUAACUAUCUGAACUGAAAAUCACGCGCGUGUAACUAUUCCAACGGAUGAUCAUGUACCUUUUGAUGGGUAUUAAAGAAAUUGAAGAAAUAUAUAGGUAGAAUGUUAAACAGUUCAAUAGUUCAUCUCUUAUAGGUAUUUGAAAAAUCCAAUUUCCCAAAACACAUCUUGCUGCUAAAAUACAGAGCACCUUAGGGGAAGAUCUUUCACUUUUUAUUUUAUUUGUUUAAAUAAGAAGAAACAAUUUUUCAGGGAGCAAAUUGUAC